This is a messenger RNA of Bipolaris maydis ATCC 48331, 3669 nucleotides long. The record is from RefSeq and is a predicted model, not a curated record. NCBI's taxonomy places the organism in Eukaryota, Fungi, Ascomycota, Dothideomycetes, Pleosporales, Pleosporaceae.
AUGGGUUCCGACGACCUCAUCGACUUCGAGGUGAUUGAAAACCAGAAGGAAAACAUACAGUCGCUCCCCAGCGGCCGCUCCGCCAAAGCCCUCGCCCAACUAUACACACCGCCACUGACAUCGGCCGCCGGCCAAGCCCCCUCACCGUCGCAGAUGCAAGAUGCCAACAGCGCGACUCGGUUGCAGUAUGAGAAGGAGCUCAUGGCCAUUGACGACUCGGACGACCCCCUCGAUGUUUACGAUCGCUAUGUCAAGUGGACCCUGGACGCAUACCCUUCAGCCCAGAACACACCCCAGUCGCAGCUCUGCCCAUUGCUCGAGCGUGCAACAAAGACUUUCCAGUCGUCGCCGCAAUAUAAAAACGACGCCCGCUAUCUCAAGCUCUGGCUCCACUACAUCCAUCUCUUCUCAGAUGCGCCCCGCGAAACCUUUGCAUACCUCGCCCGACACCACAUUGGCGAGGAGCUUGCGCUGUACUAUGAAGAGUUUGCCGCCUGGCUAGAGUCUGCAGGCCGCUAUGCACAAGCAGAGGAAGUGUACAACAUGGGCAUUGAGCGCGGGGCCCGCCCAACAGAGCGCUUGAUUCGCAAGUAUGGUGAGUUCCAGCACCGAUGCGAGAGCCGACCGCAACAAGCAGAGGAGCCUACAAGCCCGGCGUUGCCCGCUGUCCGCCCAGCGCUCGCGGCCAAGGUAGACCCGUUUGCCCUUGCCUCACCAAGCGCUCCUGCCCCACAAGCGCAGGCUCAGCCAAAGCCCGCUGCAGGUACAUCGCGCUCAGGAAAAGCCAAGCUCGCCAUUUUCGCAGAUGGUGAUGAUGCGGCAAAGCCCACCUCGAGUGGCAGCACUGAAGGUUGGGGCAACAUUGGAUCGCUGGCGGAUCGCAAAAAGGAGAACGCACAAGAGGCACGGCCUUGGGCUGGCGAGACUCUGAAGGUUGGAAAGAAGAAUACGGGCGUUCCCAAAAUGGCAAUCUUCAAGGAUGAGAGCAAAUCAAAUCUCAAUGACGAAAACGUCAACUCUCAUCCAUUACGUGAAUACCAACAAGCUGUCAAUCCAAGGACAGGACGGCUCGAGGUCGUCUUUGUCGAUUUGGAGAAAGUGUAUCCUAACCAUGAAGACCCAAUGUCUGAAGAGUACUCUUUUGAGGAAUUGCGAGCUAAACACAGGGGGUGGCUGGAUCGUGAUUGGGCUGCCAUGCGAAGACAAGAAGAGCAGGCAAGAAAAGAUGCCGAAGCGGCACUUGCUGCUGCUCAAACAAAACCCAAGGCCAUGCCUUUAGCACCCAAGCAAGAACCUGAACCAAUUGCUAAGCCUCAAACAGUACCGUUGAAAGGAAGUGCCAGACGUGAAGAGCGUGCCAACAGGACUAGAAAGAUCAAAGUCAUGGAAACCAAGGAGAUCCGCGGAGAAACGCAAACGAUCCAAGCCAAUCUGGAUUCUCCUGCAAAGUCCAAGAUGCGACGGAAAAAGGCCGGCCCCGAGAUGACUAUGACACUUCACACCAAGGAAGCGAUGGAUGAGAUCUACGAUAUUUUCAAUGAGCCGCUGAAGAAUGCUGAUGAUAAUGCUUCUGAAGUCCAGAGCGGUGAGGAAAGUAGCGAGGAUGACGAAGAUGAUUAUUCUAGUGGCGCCGAGAGCACAGGGACUGGCCGUAUAUCCGGCGCUACAAGUGAAUAUGGAGACGAGACGACAAGCGUAUCGGAGUCGUCUGACUUUACCGAGAUCAAACCUGGACAAAAGGAUGACGAGCAAGAUCAGUCUGAGAAUGAGUCUGAGCAUUCUGGUCAAUCUCAAGAUGAUUCCUUUGAUGAAACAUCAAACGUAGAUGGCGAAUCGGAGCACCAACAGGACGAGCGGGUCGUCACUCCUACAUCGCCUUCAGGACCAAGAUCUCUCCCAACGCGCUUCGUCCCUGUCCCACCUGAAGACUACAACCCUGCUAUGCGACCAUAUAGAGAUCCAGUCGUCGUUGCCAACAACCGGCUACCCUUCAUGACUCCGAUUGUGGAAAAGACUGAGUCGUCUCUGGGCAUUGCCACGGCUGUAGCGCAGAAGGAGUAUUAUGCAGCCAAAACACCUUCGCGUAGCCCCUUCUCUGAUAUUCUGGGACAAGUCAUUGACGGGCCAGGUAAAGUUGCAAAGCUAGCUCUGACCGAUUCAAAACCAGUGCCCAAAGAGCCCCUAGACGAGCCGCAGCGCAAGCCAUUGGCCGCAAAAGAGCCUCCAGUUACAGUGGCCAGGCCUAGUGGACCGAUCAUCAAGGACACACAGUGCAACCCAGUUGAUGAUAGUAUCCGUAAGACUAUUCUACAAGAAACCCAACCUCCUUUGGAAAGCUACGAGGGUUACUACGCCGACACGGAGCAAAGCUAUGGAAAAGGCGCGGAUAUUCGCAAGUAUACAAAAGCAGUAUCAAAACUGAGCAAGAAUGCGCAGGACAAGACGGCAGCCAAUGUCGGGGCAUGUCCUACUUUGGAGUUUCCUGGGACAGAGCGGACUUAUGUUGUUAAACGUGAGCUUGGAAAGGGUGCAUUUGCUCCAGUGUACCUGGUGGAGAGCAAAGAAGCAGAAAAUGACGAGAACAAGCCUUCACAAAUGGGCAAGGGUGAGUUUGGUCCGAAGCGUCAACAUCUGGAGGCAAUCAAGAUGGAAGAUCCGCCAACACCGUGGGAAUUCUACAUUAUGCGGCAGGCCAAACGACGACUAGGUGUGUCACGAGCAGCUGAGUCAGUUGUCAGUGCAUACGAGAUGCACGUGUUCAAGGAUGAGUGCUAUCUGGUUGAAGAGUAUCGCGAUCAAGGAACACUGCUCGACUUGGUCAACCAUGCUCGCGCAGACAAUGGGGCAAUGGACGAACAGCUAGCCAUGUUCUUCACCAUUGAACUAUUCCGUACAGUGGAGGCUCUGCACUCCAAGGGCAUAAUACAUGGCGAUCUCAAGUCGGAUAAUGUUCUGGUACGGUUCGACGCACUCCAGAAGGAUGAGCACUGGGAUUCCGAGUACAAGCGCGACGGGCGUGACGGGUGGUCUGCAAAGGGCAUCUCACUGAUUGACUUUGGUCGAGGCAUCGACAUGAAAGCCUUUAAGCCCGAAGUGCAGUUUAUCGCAGACUGGCCAACGACCGAGGCCGACUGCGCCGAGAUGCGUGAGCUGCGGCCUUGGACUCACCAAAUCGACUACCACGGUCUCGCUGGCAUUGUGCACAAUCUCCUGUUUGGAAAGUACAUUUCGGCAGUUGCUGAACGAGGGGCUACUCUGGGCUCAGGUGCAACCAAGACGUACAAGAUCAAGGAGAACUUGAAGCGAUACUGGCAGACUGAGAUUUGGCACGAGUGCUUUGACUUGUUGCUGAACCCGCUGAUGCAUCUUGAGGGCGAGGAGGGAAGGCGGCUGCCGGUGCUCAAGGGGAUGAAGGAGUUGAGGGAGAAGAUGGAGGAGUAUCUUGAGAACAACUGCGAGAAGGGUGUUGGUCUCAAGGUGCUCGUGAGGCGGAUGGAGGAAGUUGUGAAGCGGAGAUAAGGAUUACGAUUGUGGAGUUUGGGGGUUUGCAUUGGUUGGAGUUGUUUGACAUGACUAGACGUACGUGAUACCUCCAUGAGCAAUGAUUUUAUAUCCCUUUUUUUGUUAGACUCGCAUCUCGUAGGAAAAGAGAAUUGAAUUCGAGCAUUU